Hevea brasiliensis (rubber tree) is the source of this 719-nucleotide messenger RNA. RefSeq lists its product as uncharacterized. The coding region runs from base 174 to 449 and encodes 91 amino acids. The transcript has a single exon. The record is from RefSeq and is a predicted model, not a curated record. Lineage: Eukaryota; Viridiplantae; Streptophyta; Magnoliopsida; Malpighiales; Euphorbiaceae.
ACUGAAAUAGACUCACCCUGUCCUUAAUUGAUUUCUCCUCUGACCAAAAACCCUAAUAAACGAGAGCCUAGGCAAAACCCCUAAUAAAAGAGAGCCUAGGCAAAAACCCUAAACCCUGUUCCCUUUUUAGAAACCCUGCAGAUUCCACAACACCCUAAACCCUUAAGGUAAUCAUGAAGACCGUCACUGGCAAAAUCGUAUCUUCGACUCCAGUUCCCAUCUACAAAGCCGCCUCUAUCAUCUCCAAUUUCGCCUCUUCAGAGACUGGCGCCUCCCAGGCUGUCAGCGCAUACCUUCGACGCGCCACCGCUGCCUUCGAUGAGUUAGCUCGCCUGCAUCCAAAACCCGAUCGCAAAAAACACAAGAAACGCAGAAAACACAGAUGGGAUGCUACUGUUACUGUUACUAAUGAAAUACCGGCUGUAAGUGAGGGUCCAAGUCAUAGGUGAUCGGAGGAAAGUAUGCAGUGAAGGAACGAGAGAAAAAAAGAAGUUAAUGCUUGUUUCAUCAAUUUCAGUAUGUGGGUUUGUCCUAAUUUCCAAAGUAACGUUUUUAUUUGGAAAUUGUUCGCAAGCUUUUAAGGAAAGAUAAUUAAUGGUAGAGAAAUUGUUUCAUCAAACUUGUAUAUUGAUUUUUAGUGGCUUGAGUUUCUUUGCAGUCUUGUUCUUAUAUAUUUGUAUGAGAUGCAGAGAUAUGAAUGGUACUAUGCUCUUUUGUCA